AAUGAAAAAAAACAGUAUCCAUUUUCCAUUUCUGUUACAGGACAUAAAUCUCUCCACAAUUCUUCCAUCCCCGCACAGAACCAACUACAACCCAAAAAACAAUCUCUCAAUAAGAGAACGGAACAACCUCCGAUCCUCAAAAAUCCUGUAACAAUCUCAACUAUCAAAAAGGAAAAAACCCCUUCCCCUCAACUGUUUGAAAGAAGAACAAGAUCCCGAAACAACCAAAAGCCCAAAAAUGUCCUCCACAACCACACCAAUUUCCACCACCACCACAACCCCGACGCGAACCGGAUCAUCCGAUGACAUAAUCGACACGACGCCGUUUCUUUCCCCUGGUCAACAAAACGAACCCCAUCCCAAUUCAAGCCGCCGAUCCAUCCGCCGCCAAUCCCUUCGUGACGCAGCCAGGUUUCUACGCCGUGCAAGUAGCCGCCGUAUGAUGAGGGAGCCAUCGAUGUUGGUUCGUGAGACGGCGGCGGAGCAGCUGGAGGAGAGGCAGAGUGAUUGGGCGUAUUCGAAGCCUGUGGUGAUUUUGGAUAUCAUUUGGAACUUUGCGUUCGUGGCCGUGGCGGCGGGGGUUUUGGUUUUGAGUAGGAAAGAGAAUCCGGGUGUGCCUUUGAGGUUGUGGAUUUUAGGAUAUGGACUGCAAUGCGUGUUGCAUAUGGUUUGUGUUUGUGUGGAGUACAGGAGGAGGAGAAGGAGGAGAGCUGGGUUUGGAGGAGGAGGAGGGGAUGGUGGGAUUGGGAGUGAUGGGAAUUCGAGUUCCGGUUCGAGAGGUGAUUAUGGAGAGUAUGUCAGUUUGGCUCAGUUAGAAGAUGAUGGAACUAGUGUUGCGAAGCAUCUGGAAUCUGCAAACACAAUGUUUUCUUUUAUCUGGUGGAUCAUUGGGUUCUACUGGGUGUCUACUGGUGGCCAAGCUUUGGCACAAGGCUCUCCCCAGCUAUACUGGUUAUGUAUAGUUUUUCUCGGUUUUGAUGUGUUCUUCGUUGUUUUUUGUGUUGCCCUGGCAUGUGUCAUCGGCAUUGCUGUGUGCUGCUGUCUUCCAUGUAUUAUUGCAAUCUUAUAUGCUGUUACUGAUCAGCAGGAAGGAGCAUCCAAAGAAGACAUUGACCAACUCGCAAAGUUCAAAUUUCGAAGGGAUGGUGAUAUUGACAAGCUCACUGGUGAUGACCAAGGAUGUUUUGGAGGAAUAAUGACUGAAUACGGCACAGAUUCUCCAAUGGAACACGUUCUUUCAGGAGAGGAUGCGGAGUGUUGCAUCUGCCUCUCUGCUUAUGAAGAUGGGGCUGAGCUAAGGCAACUUCCAUGCGGUCACCAUUUUCAUUGUACCUGUGUAGAUAAGUGGCUAUAUAUUAAUGCUACCUGUCCUCUCUGCAAGUACAAUAUCUUGAAGAGCACGAGCCAAGACAGGGAGGAAGUGUAGAAGGAUUGCAAAUACUUUAUAAAUCUGAAGACUUUGUCAUGCCGUUCUAGCUCAAGCAUGCCAUUGGACUAGUACGAGCUCUCGCUAUUGUUGCUGUGGUAGGUGUUCUGUUGGCUGGGGGCAAAUUUCUGUUCUUGGUUUGGCUUGCGAAUGUGCAUGUGUAUAAUGUUGCUUGCCAGUACAUUUGAAUACUAAUUAUGUCUAUUUAUUGUCUCUAACUAGAUAGCAGAAACAUGACAGAUUUCAUACACUCUGGUCUGUCAGGAUUUUCUGUGUGGGUUAACAUUAAGAGUGCUUGGGGGUUCUGGUUGAAUAACAUAAUGUGCGAGAUGUGUUAUUUGUGAAGUGAAUAAAUUCAACAGAAUAUUUCUGAACUC
Messenger RNA from Populus euphratica (Euphrates poplar), 1803 nucleotides. Its product is annotated as E3 ubiquitin-protein ligase At1g12760-like. The transcript is spliced from 5 exons. Gene Ontology annotation, biological process: protein ubiquitination; ubiquitin-dependent protein catabolic process. Bases 239 to 1426 code for a protein of 395 amino acids. The record is from RefSeq and is a predicted model, not a curated record. Gene Ontology annotation, cellular component: plant-type vacuole. Lineage: Eukaryota; Viridiplantae; Streptophyta; Magnoliopsida; Malpighiales; Salicaceae. Gene Ontology annotation, molecular function: ubiquitin protein ligase activity.